Aspergillus eucalypticola CBS 122712 is the source of this 336-nucleotide messenger RNA. RefSeq lists its product as uncharacterized. NCBI's taxonomy places the organism in Eukaryota, Fungi, Ascomycota, Eurotiomycetes, Eurotiales, Aspergillaceae. The record is from RefSeq and is a predicted model, not a curated record. The transcript has 2 exons. The coding region runs from base 1 to 336 and encodes 111 amino acids.
AUGCAUACCCCCAAGGUUAUACUAUCCUUAUGCCUCGCCAUUGGUAUGGCUGCGGCCUUACCUGCCGUGGAAUCUACCAACGAGAUAGACGGUGACUUGUACAACUACAAACGAGGUACUAGUGAGCUCGACGGGGACCUUUACAACUACAGGCGUGACAAAGCAGGGCUUGAUGGCGAUCUUUACAACUACAAACGGGGCGGGUAUAAGCGGGACAACGCUGAACUCGAUGGGGAUCUCUACAACUACAAACGCAGCAAGGCUGAACUUGAUGGAGACUUGUAUAAUUACAAGCGUGGCACUGCUGAGCUUGAUGGUGACCUCUACAAUUACUGA